GCUGGGCGCCAGGCCGCGCCGUGCCGCGCCGGCCUGGAGGGGGCCCGGAGCCCGGCCAUGGCGGCGGCGGCUAGCGCCGAGGGGCGGCGCGCGGCCCUAGAAGCGGCGGCGGCGGCGGCCCCCGAGCGCGGCGGCGUGAGCUGCGUGCUGUGCUGCGGGGAUCUGGAGGCCACGGCGCUGGGCCGCUGCGACCACCCGGUGUGCUACCGCUGUUCCACCAAGAUGCGGGUGCUGUGCGAGCAGCGCUACUGCGCGGUCUGCCGCGAGGAGCUGCGCCAGGUGGUCUUUGGGAAGAAGCUCCCUGUCUUUGCCAUGAUCCCCAUCCACCAGCUCCAACAUGAAAAGAAAUAUGACAUCUACUUUGCAGAUGGAAAGGUGUUCGCAUUGUACAGGCAGCUGUUGCAGCAUGAGUGCCCACGGUGCCCCCAGCUGCCACCUUUCAGCCUCUUCGGGGACCUGGAGCAGCACAUGCGGAAGCAGCACGAGUUGUUCUGCUGCAAGUUGUGCCUCAAGCACCUAAAGAUCUUCACCUACGAGCGCAAGUGGUAUUCACGCAAGGACCUAGCUCGGCACCGCAUGCAGGGUGACCCUGAUGACACAUCCCACCGGGGACAUCCACUCUGUAAAUUCUGUGAUGAGCGCUACCUGGACAACGACGAGCUGCUCAAGCACCUGCGCCGGGACCACUACUUCUGCCACUUCUGUGACUCUGAUGGAGCCCAGGACUACUAUAGUGAUUAUGCAUACCUGCGUGAGCACUUCCGGGAGAAGCACUUCUUGUGUGAGGAGGGCCGCUGCAGCACUGAGCAGUUCACCCAUGCCUUUCGCACCGAGAUUGACCUCAAGGCUCACAAAACAGCAUGCCACAGCCGAAGCCGUGCCGAGGCACGCCAGAACCGUCAGAUUGACCUUCAGUUUAGCUUUGCUCCGAGGCACUCACGCAGGAGUGAGGGGGUCGUCAGUGGUGAGGACUACGAGGAAGUGGACAGGUACAACCGCCAGGGCAGAGCUGGCCGGGCCAGUGGGCGUGGAGCCCAGCAGAACCGCCGGGGAAGCUGGAGGUACAAGAGGGAAGAAGAGGACCGAGAGGUAGCAGCUGCCAUCCGGGCUUCUGUGGCUGCUCAACAGCAAGAGGAGAUUCGCAGGAAUGAGGACCGGGAAGAGGGUGGCAGACCCAAGAAAGAGGAAACAGCAGCCCGAGGGCCUGAAGAGCCUCGUGGUUCCUGGCGCCUGCCCCGGGCUCAGGGAGAAGGCCCAGGCCCCAAGGAAACCUCAACAAAUGGUCCUGUAAGCCAAGAAGCCUUCUCAGUCACAGGCCCAGGCCCAGUGGCUGCCCCAACAAACAUUCUUCCAGUGCCCACCCCUAAGCUCAAGGAUGAAGACUUCCCCAGUCUCUGUGCCUCUACUUCCUCCUCCUGCACAGCCUCUACCCCAGGCUCUGUGGGGCUGGCCCUGGCCUAUCCUGGUCCUACCAGGGGCAGGAACACCUUUCAGGAAGAGGACUUCCCUGCCUUGGUUUCCUCAGCACCCAAGCCCAGCAAUGCCCCCUCCAGCCUCAUCUCAGCUUGGAAUAGCAGCUGCAGCAAGAAAGGGAACCCACCCACCCCAGGAGCCCAGGCUGUAGUCAGUGGCAGCCAGCACUCCCGGAAGGCAGGGAAGGGGAACAGGGGUGGUCGAAAGGGUGGCCCAUCCCCAGUGGCUGAGGAGGAGGGUGGUGGCCUUACUGUACAGGAGCUGCGGAAUGUGCCCACCACAGUAGCUGUUUCUUCCUUGCUGGCACCAGCCUCUACCCAGAGCUCCACUAAAGUCAGCAAGAAGAAGAAGGCGGGCUCUGAGAAGCCUGGGGCCACCCCAUCUCCGCACCUGCCCCCUGAUCAUAGUGCAAAGCCCUCUGGGGUUGAGCAGGUCCCUGAAGCCCCUUUGAGCAAAGCUGAAGUACCAGUAAUCAUUGUCGUCAAUGGACACUCAGAGGGGCCGGCCCUGACACGAAAUACCCCUAAGGAACCCCCAGGGCUCCCAAGGCCCCUGGGACCUCUUCCCUGCCCCACACCCCAGGAAGACUUCCCAGCACUUGGAGGCCCUUGCCCACCCAGGAUGCCUCCUCCCCCAGGCUUUAACACCGUGGUGCUCCUGAAGGGCACACCGCCCCCACCCCUGCCCCCACCAGGCCUGGUGCCUCCUGUUAGCAAACCACCCCCUGGCUUCUCCAACCUCCUGCCUAGCCCCCACCCAGCCUGUGUCCCCAGUCCCACGACCACCAUGAAAGCGCCCCGACUGACACCCACACCACGAGCCUACUUAGUUCCUGAGAACUUCCGGGAGAGGAACCUACAGCUCAUCCAGUCUAUCAAGGACUUCUUGCAGAGUGAUGAGGCCUGCUUCAGCAAGUUUAAGAGCCAUUCGGGGGAGUUCAGACAGGGAAUGAUCUCUGCGGCCCAGUACUACAAAAGCUGCAGAGACCUACUCGGGGAGAACUUUCAGAAGAUCUUCAGUGAGCUGUUGGUGCUCCUGCCAGACACAGCUAAACAACAGGAGCUGCUGUCUGCACACACUAACUUCUACAGUCGUGAGAAACCUCCCAGCUCCAAGUCCAAGAAGAACAAGAAGAGUGCAUGGCAGACCAGCACCCAACAGGUGGGCCUGGACUGCUGUGUGUGCCCCACCUGCCAGCAAGUACUGGCACAUGGUGACGUCAGCAGCCAUCAGGCACUGCACGCCGCCCGGGACGAUGACUUCCCUUCCCUUCAAGCCAUUGCCAGGAUCAUUACGUAGCUGCUGCUGGUGAGGGUAGGAGCUGUCCCACCCGAGCACCUCCUUUUUCCUUCCUCUUCUCAGCUGCCAGGCAGCUAGGUAGAGCCCUGGGGAGGCUCAGGCCUCCUGGAUAGCCAGGUCAGUCAGGAGGUCAUCAAGAAGGUCUUCCCUGUGCACCAUCACACAUAAGUUCUGUCCCCUGCUUGGCAGAGGGCCAGUCUUGGUUUGUAUUCAUUCUUGUGAUUUUGAAAUGUGCCAGGGAAAGGAAGGGCUGGGAUGCAGGGACCUGAGCCUGUGGUCACAGCCAGAGGCCACAGUGGCCCAAAAUGGGCCCUCUUGAGUCCAGCCUGCAGCCCCAAAGCUGACAGCUGCAGGUCCACUGGUGCUGGAGUCAGAUGUCAAGUGUGUUGUGUAAACAAUUGGCUGUUCCAUAAUUUGAGAAUGUUCCAGAUUAAAAAGACACCAAAUUGUGUUACUUGAAGUUCAGUCUUUUUAUGAGACAAACUAAAUCAGAUCUCAAACUGCCUCUGACCUUUUAUAAGACAGUUUAUCUUCAAAUAAAUUUAUUUUGCAGUACUGCACAUAGCU
Messenger RNA from Nannospalax galili (Upper Galilee mountains blind mole rat), 3339 nucleotides. It is a transcript of the gene Znf598, whose product is annotated as zinc finger protein 598. Gene Ontology annotation, molecular function: ribosome binding; ubiquitin protein ligase activity. The transcript is spliced from 12 exons. The record is from RefSeq and is a predicted model, not a curated record. Gene Ontology annotation, biological process: rescue of stalled cytosolic ribosome; protein ubiquitination. NCBI's taxonomy places the organism in Eukaryota, Metazoa, Chordata, Mammalia, Rodentia, Spalacidae. The coding region runs from base 58 to 2772 and encodes 904 amino acids.